GAGGGGAGGGGUGAUGGAGCUAAGAUGGCAGCCCAACUGAGGGUGCUGCCUCUCCGGGGUCAAGAAAACACUCAAGGAACUCAUCGGAUCCGAUCACGACGAGGCGCUUUGGGGAAAUAAACAUUUUUUUUUUUUGCAAAGGAAAAUGUUGUGGCUUGCGAAGAUCCGGAGACGAGGACCGCGUUGACGCCGUUGGCUGCGAUCGGAAGACCGAACGCGGUAGUUGUGCCUCCAGAUCGGCUUCACUUUGCUCUUAUAACCGUGGACCGCGAGCGGUGAUCGUUGUAUUUCCACAACUCGGAACGGACAGACGAUGUGACGCGUGGGGGAUUUAAUGACGUUUGGAUCUCAUCGGUCGGCUGGAUAUCAUCUAACUGCGGUGUCUUUUGUGUGAUAUAUGCAUUGUUCCCACAAACGAUGAUGUGUGCUGCUGCGGCAGCGGCCGCCGGUGGGGGGCUUCUGCCUUCCUCCUCGCCGUCGAUGGGGUUGGGUGUCAGGGUCAUUUCUGGAGCAGGAGCCGAGUUCUCCACCAUCGGUUCGGGAAUGGGUUCAUGCCCGACAACCGGAGCCCAGUCGGAUUGUCGGACUCGGUACCAGCUUUUACUCUCAGGACGAGCCCUGGCCGAAAGGUACAGGCGGAUCUACACAACCGCCAUCAACGAUAAAGAGCAAGGGGCAACUCCGGGAAGGGGAAAGAAGGCUUUGAGUAAGAAGAAACUGAAAAGGCGACAGAAGGUCAAGUCAAAAGUCAAAUCAAGAACAAAGGUUGACAGUCUCGAUGGAGCCCUCUGCGUGCCGGACAUCAAGCUGCACAGCAACCCAUCCGCUUUCAAUGUGUACUGCAACGUGCGGCACUGUGUGCUGGACUGGCAGCAGAGAGAGGCCUCCCUCGUGCUGGCCUCCCGGAGCUCCGUGCAGAGCGGCGACUCCGACAGCGAGGAGGAGGAAGAGUACCGCGAGCCCGCCGUCAAGCUGCCAAAGAUCAUCGGCAUCGGCCUGUGUGGGGUGUUUGAGCUGAUAAAAGAGACUCGCUUCUCUCACCCCUCGCUGUGCCUGCGGAGCCUGCAGGCUUUGCUGGACAUGCUGCAGGGACAGCAGCCUGAGGGCUUUCAGACGGAGCCUCCCGAUGUGCUGGACUCCCUCUUCCAGCUGUUGUUGGAGACCACGGUCCGCAGCACGGGGCCCAACGACCCGACGGGACAGGCCAUCACCGCCCUGUCCUGCGCCUGCCUCUUCAGUCUGGUGGUGGCCUGGGGAGACACCGGCAAAAUCCUGCAGGCCGUCUCUGCCAUCCUCACCAACAACGGCAGCCACGCCUGCCAGACGAUACAGGUGCCCACCAUACUCAACGCCCUGCAGAGGAGCGUCCAGGCAGUGCUGGUGGGGAAGAUUCAGAUCCAGGACUGGUUUGGGAACGGCAUCAAGCGCGCCGCCCUCAUGAACAAGUGGACCCUGAAGGAGGUGGCCAUCGACGAGGACGAGCGCUGCCUUCUGCAGACCGACGGCUCCUUCCUCUACUUGCUCUGCAAGGACGGGCUCUACAAAGUGGGCUCUGGGUACAGUGGCACCGUCAGGGGCCACGUGUACAACUCCACGUCUCGUACCAGGAACCGAAAGGAGAAGAGGUCGUGGCUGGGCUUUGCUCAGGGGUACCUGUUGUAUCGGGACUCAAGCAACCACACCAUGUCGGCCAUCAAGAUCAACCCUGAGACUCUGGAGCACGAGGGCACCGUCACCAUGCCAGGUCAACAUUCAGACGGACAGAACAUCAUCUUUACAGACGGAGAGUACAUCAACCAGAUUGCAGCCUGCAAAGACGACGGUUUCGUGGUGCGGAUCUAUACCAUGAGCUCCGACCCGGCUCUGCAGCAGGAACUGCAGCUGAAGCUAGCGAGGAAAUGUCUGCACGCAUGCGGCAUCUCUCUGUUCGACCUGGAGAAGGAUCUACACAUCAUCAGCACCGGCUUCGAUGAAGAGGCAGCGCUGCUUGGAGCUGGCAGAGAGUUUGCUUUGAUGAAAACCGCCUCAGGAAAGAUCUACUACACGGGGAAGUACCAGAGCCUGGGUAUAAAGCAGGGCGGCCCUUCAGCGGGCAAGUGGGUGGAACUGCCCGUCACAAAGUCUCCCAAAAUCGUCCAGUUCUCGGUCGGCCACGACGGCUCUCACGCACUGCUGGUGGCCGAAGACGGAAGCGUGUUCUUCACAGGCUCCGCCAGCAAGGGGGAGGACGGAGAGUCCACUAAAAGUCGCAGACAGCCCAAGCCGUACAAGCCCAAGAAGAUGAUCAAAUUGGAGACCAAGACGGCCGUGUACACGGCAUGUAACAACGGCAGCAGCAGCAUCGUCACCAAGGACGGAGAGCUCUACAUGUUUGGCAAAGAUGCCAUUUACAGUGACAGCACUUGCCAAGUGACGGACCUGAAGGGCCACUCGGUGACUCAGGUUGCCAUGGGGAAGGCCCACACGUGUGUUCUGACCAAGAGUGGUGAGGUGUGGACAUUUGGCGUGAACAACAAGGGCCAGUGUGGCAGAGAGACUGGAUCCAUGACGCAGGCAGGGAAAGCGUUCGGUGUGGAGAGCAUGGCUACGGCCAUGGAUGAGGAUCUGGAGGACGAGCUGGAGGAGAAGGAAGAGAAGAGCAUGAUGUGCCAGCCGGGCAUGCACAAGUGGAAGCUGGACCAGUGCAUGGUGUGCACCGUGUGCGGAGACUGCACCGGCUACGGUGCCAGCUGUGUCAGCAGCGGACGGCCGGACCGAGUGCCAGGAGGGAUCUGUGGAUGUGGGUCUGGAGAGUCCGGCUGCUCGGCCUGCGGCUGUUGCAAGGCCUGUGCCAGGGAGCUGGACGGUCAGGAGGCCAGACAGAGAGGCAUCUUUGAUGCAGUGAAGGAGAUGAUUCCUCUGGACCUGCUGCUAGCUGUGCCUGUCCCUCCCCCUCCAGGAGUGAACAUCGAGGAGCACAUUCAGAUCCGUCAGGAGGAGAAGCGACAGAGGAUCAACCGCCGGCACCGGCUGGAGGAGGGCAGAGGCCCCCUUGUUUAUCCCGGUCCCAUUUUUAUGAACCAGCGUGAGCAGGCGCUAGCCAGAAUAAGACCCCUUCAAGCACUAAGGCAUAAGCGGGACAAGCACAAAGAUGGUAGCAGUGAGCGCGGGGAGAAGGAUGCCAGCAAAAUCACCACCUACCCCCCCGGGGCCGUGAGAUUCGACUGCGAGAUGCGAGCUGUGCAGGUCAGCUGCGGUUUUCACCACUCUGUGGUGCUGAUGGAGAACGGAGACGUCUACACGUUUGGUUACGGCCAACACGGGCAGCUCGGCCAUGGAGACGUGAACUCCAGGGGUUCUCCGACUCUGGUGCAGGCCCUCCCAGGUCCCAGUGUCCAGGUGACAGCAGGCAGCAACCACACAGCUGUUCUCCUCAUGGACGGACAGGUCUUCACAUUCGGCAGCUUCUCGAAAGGACAGCUGGGCCGGCCUAUCCUGGACAUGCCCUACUGGAAUGCCAAGCCGUCCCCCAUGCCCAACAUUGGGGCCAAAUAUGGGCGGAAGGCCACCUGGAUUGGUGCUAGCGGGGACCAGACGUUCCUGCGGAUCGAUGAGGCUCUUAUCAACUCCCAUGUCCUCGCCACUUCAGAGAUCUUUGCCAGCAAACACAUCAUCGGCCUUGUGCCCUCCUCUGCAUCUGAGCCGCCUCCUUUUAAAUGCUUGCUGAUCAACAAAAUGGACGGAAGCUGCAGGACCUUCAACGACUCUGAGCAGGAAGACCUGCAGGGAUUUGGCCUGUGUCUGGACCCUGUGUAUGAUGUCGUAUGGAGGUUCCUGCCUGCUGCCAAAGAGAUGCUGUGCUACAAUGCCGUGAUAGCUGACGCCCGGAUGCCCUCUGCCACAGACCUGCAGGCUCGCUGCAGCAUCCUCAGUCCGGAGCUCGCUUUGCCGUCAGGAUCACACGCCACCACCACUCGGUCUCAUGGAGCGCUGCACAUCCUCGGUUGCCUGGAUACGCUGGCAGCCAUGCAAGAGCUGAAGAUGGGCGUGGCCAGCGCAGAGGAGGAAACCCAGGCCGUGAUGAAGGUCUACUCCAAGGAGGACUACAGUGUGGUGAACCGCUUUGAGAGUCACGGUGGCGGCUGGGGCUACUCAGCCCACUCCGUGGAGGCCAUUCGGUUCUGUGCUGAUGCAGACAUCCUGCUGGGUGGACUGGGUCUGUUCGGGGGACGAGGGGAGUACACUGCCAAGAUCAAGCUGUUUGAGCUGGGACCUGACGGCGGUGACCACGAGACAGACGGCGAUCUGCUGGCUGAGACCGAUGUUCUGGCGUACGACUGUGCUGCCAGGGAGAAGUACGCCAUGAUGUUUGACGAGCCGGUGCUGCUGCAGCUGGGCUGGUGGUACGUGGCGUGGGCCCGGGUCUCUGGACCCAGCAGUGACUGUGGCUCCCACGGGCAGGCCACCAUCACCACCGAUGAUGGUGUGGUCUUUCAGUUCAAAAGCUCAAAGAAGUCAAACAACGGUACUGAUGUUAACGCAGGUCAAAUACCUCAGCUACUGUACAGGCUUCCUUCAAAUGAUGGCAAUGCUUCUAAAGGGAAGCAGCAGACCAGUGAGCCCGUCCAUAUCCUCAAACGCUCAUUCGCUCGCACAGUCUCAGUGGAGUGUUUUGAGUCGCUGCUGAGUGUCCUCCACUGGAGCUGGACCACCUUGGUUCUGGGUGUGGAGGAGCUGCGGGGGCUGAAGGGCUUCCAGUACACGGCCACCCUGCUGGACCUCGAGAGGCUGCGCUUUGUAGGCACGUGCUGCCUCCGCCUGCUCAGGGUCUACAUCUGUGAGAUCUUCCCCAUCGCCGGUAGGAGCACAGAGAACCCGGCGGGACUUUAUCUCCGGCAGCAUAAUGCCAGCACCAAAGCCGUGGUGGAGGAGUCCAGCAGGCUGGCAGAGUGCGUGGGAAAGACGCGCAGCCUGCUGAAGAAGAUCCUCUCAGAAGGCAUGGACAACUGCCUGACCAAGCUGGACAACGACCCCCAGGGCUACCUGUCUCAACCUUUGACCCUGCUGGAAGCCGUGCUGCAGGAGUGCCACAACACCUUCACCGCCUGCUUCCACUCGUUCUACCCGACCCCGGCUCUGCAGUGGGCCUGCCUCUGCGACCUGCUCAACUGCCUGGACCAGGACAUUGCUGAGGCCAACUUUCGCACGUCCAGCAGCCGCCUGCUUGCGGCUGUGAUGUCGGCUCUGUGCAACACUUCGGUGAAGCUGACGUCCAUCCUGCCCAUCGCGUACGACGGGGAAGUGCUGCUGCGCUCGCUGGUCAAACAAGUCAGCACAGAGAACGACUCUGCCCUCGCUCACCGCUUCCCCCUGCUGGUGGCCCACAUGGAGAAACUGAGCCAUACGGAGGAGAACCUGAUGGGUAUGGCCAGUUUCCGGGAGGUUCUGGAGAAGAUGCUGGUAAUCGUGGUGCUGCCGGUGAGGAAGAGCUUGAGGAAGGAGGUGGAGCUGUUCUCCCCACACCUGGUCUCCAACACCUGCGGCCUGCUGGCCUCCAUCGUGUCUGAGCUCACUGCCUCGGCCCUGGGCUCCGAGGUUGAUGGACUGAACUCGCUCCACUCCGUCAAAGCAUCGCCGAACCGCUUCACCAAAACGAGCCAAGGCCGCAGUUGGAACACGGGCAAUGGCUCUCCGGAUGCCAUCUGCAUGAACGUGGACAAGCCCGGCGUUGUGCUGGUGGGCGUCUGCGUCUACGGGGGCGGCGGCAUCCAUGAGUUCGAGCUGGAGGUUCUGGCCGACGAUGCACAGACGGAGCACCCAGGGGACUCUGCACAUUCUCACAGGUGGACGUCCCUGGAGCUGGUGAAGGGCACCUACAGCACUGACGAUUCUCCCAGCGAUAUUGCUGAGAUUCGCAUGGACAAGGCUGUGCCGCUCAAGGAGGGCGUAAAGUACGCUGUGCGGUUACGGAACUACGGCAGCCGGACGGCUAACGGGGAUGGCGGCAUGACCACCGUCCAAUGCUCUGACGGUGUCUCCUUCACCUUCAGCACCUGCAGCUUGAGCAGCAACGGCUCCAACCAGACCAGAGGACAGAUCCCACAGAUUCUCUACUACAGGAGUGAGUAUGACGGGGAUCUCCAGUCUCAGCUGCUGAGCAAAGCCAAUGAGGAAGACAAGAACUGUAGCAGAGCUCUCUCUGUGGUCAGUGCUGUGGUCCGAGCUGCGAAGGACCUGCUUCAGAGGGCUUUCGCUGUCGAUGUGGACGACAUUCCCGAGCUGCUGAGUUCCUCCAGCCUGUUCUCCAUGCUCCUGCCCCUCAUCCUGGCCUACAUCGGCCCUGUGGCAGCGUCCGUACCGAAGGCUGCCGUUGAGGUCUUUGGACUCGUUCAGGAGCUUCUACCCGCUGUCUCCGCCCUCAACCAAAAGUACGCCCCUCCCACAUUCAACCCGAACCAGUCAACAGACAGCACCACUGGCAACCAGCCUGAGCAGGGCCUGUCUGCUUGCACCACCUCGAACCACUACUCUGUGAUUGAGAGUGAACACCCUUAUAAACAAGCUGGCGUCACACAAUACAGGGUGUCUUUCCCUGACUGUGUCCGCUGGACCACCAUCGAGUUUGACCAGCAGUGCGGCACCGCGCAGCCAGAGGACGUCCUGCGCCUGCUCAUCCCCAGCCGUACCCUGCACCUGUCCAGCCUGGGGGGCAAACCUUUGAUCCAUGACACCAUCAACACCUGGACGGACCUCAAGAAGUUCUCUGGUUCAACUGGCUGGCCGACCACCGUCCUGGUGCUGCCAGGAAACGAAGUUCUGUUUUCACUGGAGACGGCCUCGGACUACGUCAAAGACGAGAAAGCUUGUUUUUAUGGCUUCAAGUGCGUGGCUGUGGGGUACGAGUUCAACCCCGGGGCCGAUGAGGGGAUCAUCCAGCUGGAGAAGGAGUUGGCCUACCUGGGCAGUGUGUGCGCUGCAGCUCUGAUGAAGAAAGACCUAGCCCUCCCCAUAGGUAAUGAACUGGAGGAGGAUCUUGAGAUCCUUGAGGAAGCUUCUCUUCAGGUCUGUAAGUCCCACUCUGGGAUCCUUGGGAAGGGUCUGGCCUUGUCUCAUUCGCCCACCAUCCUGGAGGCCUUGGAGGGGAAUCUGCCCCUGCACCUCCAAACCAAUGAGCACUCUUUCCUUGAGGAUUUCAUCACCUGUGUGCAGACCUCCAGCGGAGGACGUCUGGCCAGGUGGCUGCAGCCAGACUCCUACGCAGACCCCCAGAAGACCUCUCUGAUCCUGAACAAAGACGACAUACGCUGUGGGUGGCCGACCACGGUGGUCGUACAAACCAAAGACCAGUAUGGAGAUGUGGUGCACGUCCCUCACAUGAAGGUGGAGGUGAAGGCCGUUCCCGUUUCACAAAAGAAGUCGAUGCAACCGGAGAAUGUGAAGAGGCUGCAGCGGCUCCCUGGGAGCUCCUCGCCGUCGUCCUCCGGACCCGACUUAACUUUUGGAGGUUUGCCAAUGCCCAAGCUGGAAGCCACCUACGAGCCCAUGAUCGUGAAAGAGGCUCGAUACAUCGCUAUAACUAUGAUGAAGGCUUAUGAAAACUACUCCUUUGAAGAGCUGCGUUUUGCCUCCCCGACCCCAAAGCGACCCAGUGAGAACAUGCUGAUUCGUGCCAACACCGACGGAACCUACAGUGCCAACUGGACUCCGGGAGCAGUAGGCCUCUACACCAUCCACGUCACCAUCGAUGGCAUUGAAAUAGAUGCUGGUUUGGAGGUAGAAGUCAAAGACCCCCCCAAAGGCAUGAUACCACCCGGUACUCAGAUGGUCAAACCAAAGGCUGAACCUCAGCCGAGCAAGGUCCGCAAAUUUGUGUCCAAGGACAGCGCAGGCCUGCGCGUGCGUAGUCACCCUUCCCUACAGAGUGAACAGAUAGGCAUAGUGCAUGUCAAUGGCACCAUCACUUUCAUUGACGAGAUCCACAAUGACGACGGCGUGUGGCUGAGGCUCAAUGACGAAACCGUAAAGAAGUAUGUUCCCAGCAUGAAUGGGUACACUGAAGCCUGGUGCCUCUCUUUCAACCAGCACCUGGGCAGGAGCCUACUCGUCCCAGCCGACGAGGUCAGGGGCCAAUCGGAAGAGAACGUAAAGGAGGUGAGCAGCUGCCCUUCCCACGAGGCCCCCAUGCGGGCGCAAAGCAGGGCGGGGCAGGGCGGCGGCCCGGGGCUUUAUAAGGUAGUGAAGACCGGCCCCUCUGGUCACAACAUCAGAAGCUGCCCAAACCUUAGGGGCAUCCCCAUUGGAAUGUUAGUUCUUGGCAACAAGGUCAAGGCCAUAGGCGAGGUGGUCAACUCAGAGGGGAACUGGGUUCAGCUGGAUAAGAACAGUGUAGUGGAGUUCUGUGAGAGCGAUGAAGGAGAGGCCUGGUCCUUGGCCAGAGACCGCGGUGGGAAUCAGUACCUUCGCCACGAUGACGAACAAUCUCUUUUAGAGCACGUGACCCAGACUCCCCCCCCGAGCCCUUUCUCCGUGCAAGCCUUCAACAGGGCUGCAGCCGCUAACGGGGCGCAGGGCUUUGACUACGGCAUCUCCAACAACAAAGGUGACCGGUUGAGUGGCAUACUGAAUUCCAUUCAGUCUGGGCCCCUCCUCUCAGCAGCUCCCUCCUCCUCCUCCGUAUUUGAGCAAGCCGCCCAACCUCCCUCCUCUUCUUCCUCCUCCUCCCUUGUCCACAGCCCAUUUGUGUUUGGACAAUCCCCCUCCCAACUGUCUCAGCCACAACCACAGCUUCCGAAUGAUUCAUCUCGCCGCCUUGCUUCUCGCGAGCGUGUGCACAAAAGCAAUGUGUCCGUGGCCGGGCACGGCACUGCUCUCUCAUCUCUCGCUCUGAGGCAGAAGGGUGAGCGAGGGAACCCGAUGCCAGCAGCGCGGCCCAUGUCCCCAGCUUCCAAACACCGGCAGGGGAACCGCUCGCCCAAACAGGAGGGUCGAGGAAGCCGGUCGUCCGAGCAGAGCAGGAGCAAAGCAGGCGAGGGCGGCCUCUCCGCCAGCGAGGCGCUCAUCCUGCGGUCGGACACGGCCAAACUGAGGUCCGACUCGCACAGCCGCUCGCACUCGCCCAAUCACAACACCCUGCAGGCGCUAAAGGCAGACGGCAGAACCCCGGGACUUCGGGCCGAGUCGCCGAACUCCGGCUCGCGCUCCUCCUCUCCCAAACAAAAAGGCUCCUCCUCUUCUGGGAGGUCUAGUCCCUCCAGCGCCUCCUCCCAGCACUCCUCUUCAGCCCACCAUGACAAGAACCUCCCACCCAAAGUCAGCCCUUCCGCCAAAGCACGGCUGGAUCCUCCUAGGGAGAGGUCCAAAUCUGAUUCGUACACUCUGGAUCCAGACACGCUUAGAAAGAAGAAGGUCCCACUGACCGAGCCCAUUAGAGGCAGGUCCACCUCCCCAAAACCGAAAGUGUCUCCUAACGAUCCAAAUAAUGGAGUGAUUGGCUGUGCAGAGAACCGCGUUCCCUCUCCACACGUGACCCAGGAGAACCUCCAUAGUGAAGUGGUGGAGGUGUGCAGCUCCACUGCUCUCCUCUCAGAGGAGGGCAAUGACGAGAAUGCCGACGGUCAGAAUUCUGAAGACGGCUCAUGCAAGGUGCACUUCAGCAUCGGCAAAGCCCCGGUCAAGGAGGAACAGGAGAGCCGCGCUUCGCCCAAAGUCAGCCGCAAAGCGUCCAGUCGACACACGCGCCCCAAGAAGGAAAAAUCUGGGCCGCUGUUCAAAGGUGAGAGCACUUCAAGGGCCACGGAACCCGCCAAACAGGCCAUGUCCCCCUCCGUGGCCGAAUGCUCGCGAGCGGUCUUCGCCGCAUUCCUGUGGCAUGAAGGUAUUGUCCACGACGCCAUGGCCUGCUCCUCCUUCCUCAAGUUUAACCCGGACUUAACCAAAGAGCACGCCCCCAUUCGCAGCUCCGUGGGAGGACAGGGCGCCGACGAGAAGGAGAGCAAGCUAAAGAACCGCCACUCCUUGGAGAUCUCCUCUGCCCUCAACAUGUUUAACAUUGCGCCGCACGGCCCGGACAUCUCCAAAAUGGGAAGCAUCAACAAAAACAAGGUGCUGUCUAUGCUGAAAGAACCGCCUCUGCCAGAGAAGUGCGAGGAGGGUAAGGGGGAGGCCAUGGGCUACGAGAUGACUUCGCACCCGGCCUUGAGGAACAAGUCCAUCUUGCCGUUGACGUUGCAACAUCUGGUGGCCUUCUGGGAGGACAUCUCCAUGGCCACCAUCAAAGCAGCCACUCAGAACAUGAUCUUCCCCAGCCCGGGGUCCAGCGCCAUCCUGAAAAGGAAGGAGCACGAGAAAGACGGCAAGAAGUCGAAGAAGGAGAAAAAGAAGCGGGAGAAGGCCGAAGUGCGUCCGAGAGGGAACCUGUUCGGAGAGAUGGCACAGCUCGCCAUGGGUGGACCGGAGAAAGACACCAUCUGUGAGCUGUGCGGUGAAUCCCACCCUUACCCCGUCACCUACCACAUGAGACAGGCGCACCCAGGCUGCGGUCGCUAUGCUGGAGGCCAGGGCUACAACAGCAUCGGCCACUUCUGUGGUGGUUGGGCUGGAAACUGCGGCGACGGAGGCAUAGGAGGCAGCACCUGGUACCUGGUGUGUGAUCGCUGUCGGGAGAAAUACCUGAGAGAAAAACAGACUGCGGCCCGGGAAAAGGUGAAGCAAUCCAGGAAGAAACCCCUCCAGGUGAAGACGCCGAGGGCGCUGCCCACCAUGGAGGCCCACCAGGUGAUCCGGGCCAACGCUCUGUUCCUGCUGUCCCUCAGCAGUGCUGCCGAGCCCAGCAUGCUGUGCCACCACCCCCCCCGGCCCAUGCACUCCCAGCUGCUGCCCAGCCUCAAGGAGGGCGUGUCGGACGAACUCCCCAAUAAAAUGGGCUGCCUCUACCUCCAGACGCUAGCUAGGCAACACACUGAGAACUUUGGGGCCUACCAAGACGAUAACCUCUUCCAAGAUGAGAUGAGGUAUUUGCGCUCAACAUCUGUUCCUGCACCUUACAUAUCAGUCACCCCCGAUGCCUGUCCCAAUGUGUUUGAGGAACCAGAGAGCAACAUGAAAUCAAUGCCACCCAGUCUGGAAACCAGUCCAAUCACAGACAGCGAUACGGCGAAACGAACCGUGUUUCAGAGGUCUUACUCCGUCGUAGCAUCAGAGUAUGACAAGCAACACUCGCCCAAUCCGGCCCGGGUAAAAGCCGUGCCCAGACGCAGGGUUCAUAGUGGCGAUGCAGAGGUGGGGUCUUCCCUGUUACGCCACCCGUCCCCUGAGCUGUCCCGGCUGAUCUCGGCCCACGGCUCCCUCAGUAAAGGGGAGAGGAACUUCCAGUGGCCUGUCCUGGCUUUCGUCAUCCAGCACCAUGACCUGGAGGGCCUGGAGGUGGCCAUGAGGCAUGCACUGAGGAAGUCUGCCUGCAGGGUGUUUGCCAUGGAGGCCUUCAACUGGCUGCUGUGCAAUGUGAUCCAGACUACCUCCCUGCACGACAUCCUUUGGCACUUUGUAGCUUCUCUCACCCCAUCGCCCUUUGAACCCGAGGACGAGGAAGACGACGAGAACAAGGGGAACAAAGAAAAUGUGGAACAGGAAAGAGACCUUGGCGUUUGUGAACACCCGCUGUCAGACAUUGUUAUUGCCGGAGAAGCCGCUCAUCCUCUCCCCCACACCUUUCACCGCCUCCUCCAAACCAUCUCUGACCUCAUGAUGUCACUUCCUAGUGGCAGCUCACUUCAGCAGAUGGCGCUUAGGUGCUGGAGUCUCAAGUUUAAGCAGUCAGACCACCAGUUCCUCCACCAGAGCAACGUCUUCCAUCACAUCAACAAUAUCUUGUCCAAGUCGGACGAUGGAGACAGCGAAGAAAGCUUCAACAUCAGCUUGCAGUCAGGCUACGAAGCAAUGAGCCAGGACCUCUGCCUGGUGACUUGUCUGAAGGAUCUGACCAGCGUAGUAGACAUCAAGACGUCCAGUCGUCCUGCCAUGAUUGGCAGUCUGACAGACGGCUCCACAGAGACCUUCUGGGAAUCCGGAGAUGAGGACAAGAACAAAACUAAGAGCAUCACCAUUAGCUGCGUGAAGGGCAUUAACGCCUCCAAUGUGACUGUUCAUGUGGACAACUCCAGGGACAUCGGGAACAAAGUCACAUCAGUGACAUUCUUAUGUGGAAAAGCAGUAGAGGAUCUGUGCAGAAUCAAACAGGUUGAACUGGACUCGCGUCACAUGGGCUGGGUGACAAGCGAGCUCCCUGGAGGGGACCACCAUGUGAUCAAGGUGGAGCUGAAGGGUCCGGAGAACACCCUGAGGGUGCGCCAGGUGAAGGUGCUGGGUUGGAAAGAGGGCGAAAGCAUCAAGAUUCUGGGGCAAAUCUCCGCCAGCAUGGCGCAGCAGAAGAACUGCGAGGCCGAGACUCUCCGAGUGUUUCGCCUCAUCACCUCACAGGUCUUUGGAAAGCUCAUUUGUGGAGACGCAGAGCCGACGCCAGAGCAGGAGGAGAAAAACCUCCUUUCAACACCCGAGGGAGAGGACAAGGUUCCAUCGGACGCUGACCUUAAAGAGCACAUGGUGGGCAUCAUCUUUAGCAGGAGCAAACUCACCAACCUCCAGAAACAGGUGUGCGCCCACAUCGUGCAGGCCAUCCGCAUGGAGGCCACGCGUGUGAGGGAGGAGUGGGAGCACGCCAUCUCCAGCAAAGAGAACGCCAACUCCCAACCCAGCGACGACGACGCCUCCUCGGACGCCUACUGCUUCGAGCUCCUGUCCAUGGUCCUGGCUCUGAGUGGCUCCAACGUGGGCCGCCAGUACCUAGCGCAGCAGCUCACCCUCAUGCAGGACCUGUUUUCACUGCUGCACACGGCCUCCCCGAGAGUUCAGAGACAGGUCACAUCGUUGCUUAGGCGCGUCCUUCCAGAGGUCACGCCAGUGAGACUCGCCAGCAUCAUCGGGGUGAAGGCCCUUCCUCCGGCGGACAUCAGUGACAUCAUCCACUCAACAGAGAAGGGAGACUGGAACAAGCUCUGCAUCCUCGACAUGUUCCUGGGCUGCAUCGCGAAAGCCCUCACAGUGCAGCUGAAGGCCAAAGGCACCACCAUCUCUGGCACGGCCGGCACGGCCGCGGGCAAAGGAGUCACCACCGUCACGCUGCCCAUGAUCUUCAACUCCAGCUACAUCCGCAGGGGGGAGAGCCACUGGUGGAUGAAAGGCUCUACACCUCCACAGAUAGCAGAGAUCAUCAUAAAGCUGGUCAAAGACAUGGCAGCGGGCCACCUUUCCGACGGUUGGUCCAGAGUCACCAAAAACGCAAUAGCGGAGACCAUCAUAGCCCUGACCAAAAUGGAGGAGGAGCACCGAUCUCCUGUACGCUGUAUCGCCACCACAAGGCUGUGGCUGGCCUUGGCUUCGCUGUGCGUGCUGGACCAGGACCAUGUGGACAGGCUGUCCUCCGGUCGCUGGAUGGGCAAAGACGGUCAGCAAAAACAGAUGCCUAUGUGUGACAAUCACGAUGACGGCGAGACGGCGGCCAUCAUCCUGUGUAACGUGUGCGGCAACCUUUGCACCGACUGCGACCGCUUCCUCCACCUGCACCGACGCACGCGCUCUCACCAGAGACAGGUGUUUAAGGAGGAAGAGGAGGCCAUAAAGGUGGAUCUCCAUGAAGGCUGUGGGAGGACCAAGCUCUUCUGGCUCAUGGCCCUGGCCGACUCUAAGACUAUGAAGGCUAUGGUUGAGUUUAGAGAGCACACAGGUAAACCAGCCUCCAGCAGCUCAGAUGCCUGCAGGUUCUGUGGGACGAGGAACGGCACCGAGUUGUCUGCAGUGGGCAGCGUCUGCUCAGACCCAGACUGCCAGGAGUACGCUAAACUGGCCUGCAGUAAAACUCAUCCCUGUGGACACCCCUGUGGAGGAGUGAAGAACGAGGAGGCCUGCCUCCCGUGUCUGCACGGCUGCGACAAGAACACCGGCUGUCUGAAGCAGGAUGCAGACGACAUGUGCAUGAUCUGCUUCACGGAGGCCCUCUCCGCUGCUCCUGCCGUACAGCUGGACUGCACGCACGUGUUCCACCUGCAGUGUACUCGUCGUGUUCUUGAGAAUCGCUGGCUCGGGCCCCGAAUCACAUUUGGGUUCAUGCUGUGUCCCAUCUGCAAGAACAAAAUCAAUCACUCAGUGAUCAAGGACCUGCUGGACCCCAUCAAGGAGCUCUACGAGGACGUGAGGAGAAAGGCUCUGAUGAGGCUGGAGUAUGAGGGUCUGCAUAAGAGUGAGGCCAUUACCACACCGGGAGCACGUUUCCACAACGACCCUGCAGGCUUUGCCAUGAACAGAUAUGCGUACUACGUCUGCUAUAAGUGCAAGAAGGCCUAUUUUGGGGGAGAGGCUCGCUGCGAUGCUGAGGCCGGUCAGGGAGACGACUACGACCCCAGUGAGCUCAUCUGUGGAGCGUGCUCAGAUGUGUCCAGGGCUCAGAUGUGCUCUAAGCACGGCACAGACUUCCUGGAGUAUAAAUGCCGGUACUGCUGCUCGGUGGCCGUUUUCUUCUGCUUUGGCACCACACACUUCUGCAACGCCUGCCACGAUGACUUCCAGAGGAUGACCAGCGUCCCCAAGGAGGAACUGCCCCAUUGUCCCGCAGGUCCCAAAGGCAAGCAGUUGGAGGGUACUGAGUGCCCCUUGCAUGUGGUCCACCCGCCAACGGGGGAGGAGUUUGCGCUGGGCUGUGGGGUUUGCAGGAAUGCCCACACCUUCUAAACAACGCGAGACUUCUACUGAAAACCAGUUUGUCUACUGUGAUUUCUGGCUGCUGCUGAGGCUCAGCCGUGAAGCUUGGCUCUCCCAUUGUCAAGUGUCCUGGACACUGGACCAGGUUUCUGUCCUACGAGGGUCCUCAGGUCCGCUCUACAACAUCAGUAUCCGGGCUCCGCUACAAACACUAGCUGUGGUUCCUUUGGACUUUGAGUGACCUGAAAGGGGCGGGCGGUGGGGGAAGAACAAUAGCAUUUAAAAAAAAGAAGAAGAAGAAGAAAAAAAAAAGAAUAUCUUGUGACGUGUUUGCAUGCGGCCGUUGUACUCCCUCGGCUUCUAUAGACGUUGCACACCUCCCGAUCACUGAAGUGUACCAAUACAACAUUAAACAUGGAAUAUGAAACAAUUUUGCUUAAAGGCAACUGUGGCUCAGCGUGGGUUUAAAAAAAAAAAAAGAAAGAAAAAGGAACCGGCCGUAUUUCCAGAUUCCUUACUAUAAAUUUAAAAUAUUGUUGUAUGUAAACUUUUUCGUAAUCUUGCACAGUAUUCUCCACUGUCGAGUGCAUCAUGGGUUGACAGACAAAAAAAAUAAAAGAAGUUGGAUAAGACUGUUAAGUAUAGUUAUGUUUGGGAGGAAAAUAGUGUACGAUUUAUCUAAUCUUGUAUAUAAUGAUACUAUUCAAAAUAGCUGUAUUCCGAAGUUGCUACUCUUCACUUCAGUUUUGUUUGAUAUUCUGGGUUAUGUUUUGAGCCAGAACUUUUAAUGAAGUGCAAUACUGGGUGUGCCUCCUAUUUUGCAGCUCUUUAACCUAUGGAAUGUAUGUCAAUAAAGCCACUGUACAUUUUUAUACAGUAGACAGUCGUAAUUCCCCCUCUGCUAAAUGUCGGAUCUCUUCGGUUGUGUGGAAAUGAGAGGAAGGAGCCGGGCGCCUGCAGUGAGUGAUGAUGGAUGGAAAUUUUAUUUGCAGCUCUGUCAAAAAGAAGAAAAAAAAGUACCAAAAUCCUACAGUAAUACAAAAAUAAACGAAAGACCUCACGGUGAGACUGAUUACAGCUGAAUGAUUUGAGGGGCCAGUCGUCACGCCAAAUAAAAUUGUGCCCCUGUGAUGCUUUGGCCUGGCAGGAGGCAGGCGGGGUCAAGGGUCAGAGGAACAGAGUGUGGGGGGGGGGGAAAGCUGCUGUUAUAUAAAAAAGCUUAAUACUUGUGAAUCUGCUCUGUAAUAUCUGUGGUGGAUGGAGUCGAAUGGUAAUAAACCAUGUUCUCUGUUUCGCAAAGUA
This is a messenger RNA of Gasterosteus aculeatus aculeatus (three-spined stickleback), 16029 nucleotides long. Lineage: Eukaryota; Metazoa; Chordata; Actinopteri; Perciformes; Gasterosteidae. The record is from RefSeq and is a predicted model, not a curated record.